AUGGAGGUGUCUCAAGAUUUCCCCGUGUCUUCUUCUAAACAUUCAGCAGGUGGGCUCCGAAUGACCAGUACUGAGUUGACUGCUUACGGAGUAAUUUCUUUUAUUGUGGUGCUAUGGUGUCAUUACAAAUGGAACCGCAGACACUUCGAAAGAUUGGCAUCCAAAAUGACGGGACCACCGGCAUACCCAAUUAUUGGGGCAGGGCUCGAGUUUGUUGGUACACCCCAACAGGUCAUAGAGAGAAUAAUUAAACUGUUCGACAUCUAUGGCUCCGAACCGUUCAAAGUGUGGAUGGGUACAUCUCUGGGCGUAACCAUUAGCAAACCAGAAGACGUACAAAUAGUAUUAAACAGUUCCAAGGCCCUGGAGAAAGACCAGUUUUACAAAUUUUUCAAGAAUACCGUAGGUGAAGGCUUGUUUUCAGCCCCAGUUCAUAAAUGGCGAAGACAUCGUCGUCUCAUUACUCCAGUGUUUAACGCCAAUCUUCUUGAUCAGUUUUUCCCUGUUUUUAAUGAGAAAAACAGAAUUCUCACAAGGAAUCUAAAGAAGGAAUUAGGUAAAACACAACCAUUUGAUCUUUGGGACUAUAUUGCGGAUACCACUCUUGAUAUAAUUUGUCAAACUGCGAUGGGCUACAAUCUUGACACUCAAUUAAAUAACGAGUCUGAAUUCGCUGAAGCAUUAACAAAAGCAUCGGAAUUAGAUUCUAUGAGAAUUUAUAAACCAUGGUUGCAUCCUGAUAUAAUAUUUUCAAUUUACGGAAAACUUACGGGACUGCACAACGUCUAUAAGACGUUGCACAAACUUCCAAAUCAGGUGAUCAAGGAAAUGAAAGAAACAUAUGCACAAAGGAAAAUUGAAAAUAAAUCUAACACCAUAGAUGUCAACGAUGACGACAAGAAACGUUUAAAAGUGUUUUUGGACACGUUAUUGGAUCUGAAUGAAGCUGGUGCCAACUUUUCUGACGAAGAACUUAGGGACGAAGUCGUGACUAUGAUGAUUGGUGGUAGUGAAACCAGUGCUAUCACACUCUGUUUUUGCCUAUUGCUGUUGGCUAUUCAUCCGGAAAUUCAAGAUAAGGUGUACGAUGAGAUUUAUGAAGUAUUAGGUGAUGGUGACCAAACAAUUACUAUUGAAGACACUACCAAACUAGUUUACCUCGAACAAUGUUUGCGGGAAACUCUUCGAUUAUACCCUAUAGGACCGUUGUUACUCAGACAACUCCAAGACGAUGUCAAAAUUUUUUCCGGUGAUCAUACACUGCCAAAAGGAACGACAUGUAUUAUAUCUCCGAUAUGUACGCACCAUAUUCCUGAGUUGUAUCCGAAUCCAUGGUCGUUCAACCCAGAUAACUUCGACGCUGAAAAUGUUUCUAAACGCCAUAAAUUUAGUUUUAUAGCUUUCAGCGGUGGUCCAAGGGGUUGUAUAGGGUCCAAAUAUGCCAUGUUGUCAAUGAAAGUUCUUGUAUCUACGUUUUUGCGAAACUACAGCGUACACACAGACGUAAAAUUAAGUGAUAUUAAAUUAAAACUAGAUUUAUUAAUGAGAAGUGCUAAUGGUUAUCCUGUGACUAUUCGGCUGAGAGAUAGAAGACCGACAUACAAACAGAAUACGAAUUGUUCAACGGUUAAUUUGUGA
Messenger RNA from Macrosiphum euphorbiae (potato aphid), 1638 nucleotides. The record is from the annotation of a GenBank genome assembly. Lineage: Eukaryota; Metazoa; Arthropoda; Insecta; Hemiptera; Aphididae.